AUGCGUUUCACUACAACCACCGUUGCUGCAUUCUUGCUUUCUGUUGGCGUGGCUUCCGGCUUCACAGUCCAGCCUGCCUUUGUGGCCAGCAGUGUGGCAGCACCACAGGGACUCUUCAUGUCGGAAGCGCCCACCGAGGAAGUCCCUCCUGAAGUGGAUGCUAUGGAUGGAAUUGAAAGUUCCGAGGAAGCUCACAAUGCCGAUCGUCCUGCUCGUGCCUCCAUUGCCAAGAAAAAGCCAGCUGCUGGAAAGCCCAUCUCGGAAUUAGAAAUCGGUUCCAUGGUCACUGGAAGAGUCAAGACCAUUACCAACUAUGGAGCCUUUAUGGAUAUUGGAGCAGCAUCGGAUGGUCUCUUGCACAUUUCCAAUCUAUCUGCAGAGUUUGUCGCCAACGUGGGUGACGUGAUUGAGGCUGGAAAGGAAUACCAGGUCCGAAUCAUUACCAUUGAUGAGGCCAAGAAUCAAGUGGCACUCUCUCUCUUGACAGCAGAAGAGGAAGAAGCUUCCAAAAACGCUCGUCCUCCACAACGUCAGCAACAAAAUCAAAGUCGAGGAGGUGGACGUCGUGAUGACAGUGCCGUCGCCGCCGCCUUGAACGAAAAGGGAUUUGAUUCCGGCAAAUUCGUCGAAGGAACCGUCGCCAGUACCGUCGAUUUUGGAGCCUUUGUCCGAUUCGAUGCCUCCCAGUUGAAUUCAGAGGUCGAGGGUGAAAUGGACGGUCUGGUCCAUAUCUCGGCAUUGACACCGGGACGUGCCGAUUCCGUCACGGCCAUUUGCAAUACCGGGGACAAGGUCCAGAUCCGUUGUAAGUCCAUUGAAGGAAGAAAAGUAAGUCUCAGUAUGAUCUCGGUCGAGGACGAAAAGGCUGCCAAUGAGAGGAGGCGUUCCGGAGGAGGCGGGCCACCGGUCUUCGAAGGGGCCAAGGAUUGGAAGGAAUCAUUGGAGAAAAUUUCAGAAACUCUCCCAGAAUUCUCCAACGGUCCUCUGGUAGUGGAUAUGAGGAAGUAG
Molecule: messenger RNA, 1008 nt
Organism: Seminavis robusta
Lineage: Eukaryota; Bacillariophyta; Bacillariophyceae; Naviculales; Naviculaceae
Source: the annotation of a GenBank genome assembly